AUGGGUCCCAGGAAUUGGCUGCUGGGUCCUCUUGCCCUUCUGAUCCUUCUCGAAGCCACCUGGGUGCAGAGCCUGCCCCUCCGAUCCUGCCGUUUCCCCCAAAUACCUGAGCAUUUGAAUUCCUUCAGGGAACUCAGGAACCAAUACGAGGACGAGAUGUUCAAAGGAGGAGAACCCUGGAAAAACUGCACCAGCCCCCACCUCCGCUUCCCCCAAGUGAAGAUGGACCGCCUGAGAAACAAAUGGGAGAUGAUGGAGGCCGUGGAGGUGAAGCUGGCCCUGAUGGUGCCUGUUCUGCAGAACGUCAGUGAGGCUGCCUUCUCCAAACACGCCUCCAAGGUUUUGGAGUUCCUGCAUCCACUCCAGGAGGUCCUGGCCACCUGCAUCAGGGACAAAGCCCCCCACGGGCAGAAGUCCAGCCCCCUCCAGCACUUCCAGGAGGAGAUCCAGAAAUUCAACGCCAGAAGCACCCAGCAAUCACACAAGUGCCUGGAGGCAGCGGUCGGCCUCCACAUCGUGCGCCUCCUGGAAAAGGACAUCCACCAACUCCGGCACCACUUCCACCACCGCCACCGCCACCACCUCCGUGCCACCACCCGCCUAGGCUGA
Messenger RNA from Thamnophis elegans (Western terrestrial garter snake), 609 nucleotides. It is a transcript of the gene IFNL1, whose product is annotated as interferon lambda 1. The transcript is spliced from 6 exons. The record is from RefSeq and is a predicted model, not a curated record. Lineage: Eukaryota; Metazoa; Chordata; Lepidosauria; Squamata; Natricidae. Gene Ontology annotation, molecular function: cytokine activity. The coding region runs from base 1 to 609 and encodes 202 amino acids. Gene Ontology annotation, biological process: innate immune response; positive regulation of immune response; cell surface receptor signaling pathway via JAK-STAT.